Molecule: messenger RNA, 1215 nt
Organism: Coniosporium apollinis CBS 100218
Lineage: Eukaryota; Fungi; Ascomycota; Dothideomycetes
Exons: 2
Coding region: 1-1215 (404 amino acids)
Biological process (GO): D-serine biosynthetic process; L-serine metabolic process; pyruvate biosynthetic process
Molecular function (GO): threonine racemase activity; serine racemase activity; pyridoxal phosphate binding
Source: RefSeq, a predicted model, not a curated record
AUGGCUGACAUAUCACAGACCCGGCCCCUCACACGCUCCUCCGUUAAGGAAGCCCAUGAGCUUAUCAAACCACACAUCCAUGAGACGCCCAUCGAUACGUCAACAACACUUUCAAAGCUUGCAUCGACACCUCAAUCACCGGAAGCGCUCAAAGGCACCAUCUAUGACGGUCAAACGCCAGCGAAGCCGAAGAUAAGGCUCUUCUUCAAAUGCGAGAACUACCAAAAGAUUGGCGCCUUCAAGGCGAGAGGGGCGUUCCAUGCACUUGCACGGCUGAGUGAUGAAGAGCUGGAGAAGGGCGUUGUGACCCAUAGCUCAGGCAAUCACGCCCAAGCCCUCGCCCUCGCCGCCCGCACCCGUGGCGUCCCCGCCUACAUCGUAAUGCCAACCAUAAGCACGCCCUCCAAGAUCGCCGCGACAAAAUCCUACGGCGCCUCCGUCAUCUUCAGCGGCUCGACCUCCCAAGAGCGCGAAGCCGUCGUGGCAGAAGUCAUCGAGCGCACCGGCGCCGUCCUCGUCCCGCCCUACGACCACCCCGACAUCAUUCUCGGCCAAGGGACCAUGGGCCUCGAGCUCCAAGCACAAGUCGAAGAUCUGCUGGGAAAGAAACCUGAGCUUGGCGUUCGUCACGGCAGGGAACGGAGACAUGAGGGGUUGGAUGCAGUUAUCACGCCUUGCGGAGGCGGUGGCAUGCUCUCUGGUGUCGCGACCGCACUGUCCGGGACCGGGAUCCGGGUGUUCGGCGCGGAGCCCUCGUUCGAGGGUGCCGACGACGCGCGGAAGGGCUUAGCGGCCAACCCGCCCCGCAGAGUCACGACGGUUAAGAGCUUGACGAUUGCGGACGGGCUGAGGACGCCUGUCGGCAAGAUUCCGUGGAAGGUUAUUAGUAACAAGGAUAAAGUGCGCGGCGUGUUUGCGGUUAGUGAGGAGAUGAUUAAGGAUGCUAUGAGGUUGGUGCUGGAGAGGAUGAAGGUGUUUGUGGAGCCGAGCGCUGUUGUGGGAUUGGCGACGGUGUUGUAUAAUGAGGAGUUCAGGAGGUUGGUGGAGAGGGAGGCGGGGGAGGAGGGGUGGAAUAUUGGGGUGGUGCUUAGUGGGGGGAAUACGACCGUGGAGGCGAUUGCUAAGAUCUUCGCGGCACCGACGGAGAGCGCGGAGAGGGCGGGAGGUGUGCUGGGAAUGCAGGGUGAGAGGGUUGCGGAGAAUGUUGCUGGUUGA